Molecule: messenger RNA, 1380 nt
Organism: Aspergillus luchuensis
Lineage: Eukaryota; Fungi; Ascomycota; Eurotiomycetes; Eurotiales; Aspergillaceae
Product: putative methionine aminopeptidase, type II
Exons: 7
Coding region: 1-1380 (459 amino acids)
Biological process (GO): proteolysis
Molecular function (GO): metalloaminopeptidase activity
Source: RefSeq, a predicted model, not a curated record
AUGGGAUCGAAAAGCCCCGAAGGCCAUCAGCAGACCCCUGAUGGCUCCAACUCCUCCGAGCUCAAGCCUGCCAAUCCCAACCCCAAGCCUUCCCGCAAUGGCUCCCAGUCGGCCGAUUUGGAUGGCGGAAAUCUCGGCGAUGACGAUGAUGAUGACGGUGAAGCGAACGAAGAAGUGGAAGUGAAGACCUUCGCUGCGAAUGCUGACAAGAAAAAGAAACGCAAGAGGUCCAAGAAGAAGACCAAGAAAGCAACCCUGCCACUCAAGCAAUCGAAUCCUCCCCGUGUGCUGGUUUCGACUCUCUUCCCAUCGGGAUAUCCCAUUGGGGAGUGCGUGCCUUACAAGGACGAUAAUACCUCUCGCACUACGGACGAAGAAUUGCGUUAUUAUUCACGUCUUUGGGAUAAUGGAUUCCUCGACGAGUACCGUCAAGCUGCCGAGAUUCAUCGUCAGGUUCGCCAGUACGCCCAGAAUGAGCUCAUCAAACCCGGCGCGAGUCUCACUACAAUUGCUGAGGGCAUUGAGGACGGGGUCCGCGCCUUGUCUGGCCACCAGGGACUUGAACCCGGAGACGGUUUCAAGGCGGGAAUGGGUUUCCCUACUGGGUUGUGCUUGAACAAUGUUGCAGCCCAUUGGACGCCCAACCCGGGUGCCAAGGAUGUAUAUUUGGACAAAGGUGAUGUGCUGAAAGUCGACUUCGGCGUUCAUGUCAACGGCCGUAUUGUCGACUCGGCUUUUACUGUGGCUUUCGACCACACGUACGACAACCUCCUGACGGCUGUGAAGGAGGCGACUAAUACUGGCAUCAUGCAUGCUGGCAUUGACGCCCGAGUGAGUGAAAUCGGCGCGGCGAUCCAGGAAGUCAUGGAAAGCUACGAGGUUGAGAUUGCCGGAAAGACCCAUCCUGUGAAAGCCAUCCGGAAUAUUACCGGGCACGAUAUUCUUCGGUAUAAUAUUCAUGGUGGCAAACAGGUCCCGUUCAUCAAGAACAACAGGCCGGACAAGAUGGAGGAGGGUGAAGUCUUCGCCAUCGAAACAUUUGGAAGUACCGGCAGAGGCGUUCUCCACGAUGAUGUGGGCGUCUAUGGCUACGGCAGAAACACCGAUGUCUCCGGUGCAAACCUGCGUCUUUCCUCUGCCAAGAAUCUUCUCAAGACUAUCGACGCCAAUUUUGGAAGCCUUGUCUUCUGCCGUCGGUACCUUGAGCGUCUCGGGGUAGAGAAAUACCAUCUUGGGAUGAGACAUUUGAUUGAUAAUGGCAUUGUCGAAUACUAUGAGCCGCUUGUUGAUGUGAAGGGUUCAUACACGGCUCAGUUUGAACACACUAUCCUGCUCCACAGUGGUGGAAAGGAAGUGAUUAGUCGUGGUGACGACUACUAA